GAUUACCACUUCGAGUACACAGAGUGUGACAGCAGUGGCUCCAGAUGGAGGGUGGCUGUUCCGAAUCCGUCGGUGGAGUGCUCUGGACUACCUGACCCGGUGAAAGGGAAGGAAUGCACUUUCUCCUGUGCCUCUGGUGAGUACCUGGAGAUGAAGAACCAGGUGUGCAGCAAAUGUGCGGAGGGGACCUACUCGCUGGGCAGCGGGAUUAAGUUUGACGAGUGGGAUGAGCUGCCAGCAGGAUUCUCCAAUGUGGCGACUUUCAUGGACACGGCGGUGGGUUCAACUGAGAAUAAAGCUGACAGCUGCAACAACUCUUCGUGGACACCUCGAGGGAAUUACAUAGAGUCGAACAGGGAUGAUUGUACAGUUUCUCUCAUCUAUGCUGUGCACCUGAAGAAAUCCGGUUCUGUCUUCUUCGAAUACCAGUAUAUUGACAACAACAUCUUCUUUGAAUUUUUUAUACAAAAUGACCAGUGUAAAGAGAUGGAGUCCACAGCAGACAAGUGGGUGAAGCUGACGGACAACGGGGAAUGGGGGUCUCAUUCUGUAACUCUGAAAUCAGGUAGCAACAUAUUAUACUGGAGAACAACAGGGAUUCUCAUGGGGUCCAAAGUAGUAAAACCAGUUCUGGUGAAAAACAUCACGAUUGAAGGAGUUGCAUAUACAUCUGAAUGCUUCGCAUGCAAGCCUGGUACUUUCAGUGACAAACCAGGUUCAUCUGGCUGCCAGGUGUGUCCAAGAAAUACUUAUUCUGAGAAAGGAGCGAAAGAGUGCACCAAAUGUAAAGAAGAAAUGUAUUAUGCAGAUGAGGGAUCCAGUGCGUGUAUAGAGCGUCCUCCAUGCACAAACAAAGACUUUUUCCAGAUCCAUACCCCAUGUGAUAAGGAAGGAAAAACUCAGAUCAUGUACAAAUGGAUUGAACCCAAGAUCUGCAGAGAGGAUGUCCCUGAUGCACUGACCCUACCUCCUUCUGGAGAGAGGAAGGAUUGUCCACCUUGCAAUCCUGGCUUUUACAACAAUGCCUCAUCUUCCUGUACUCCUUGCCCACCAGGCACAUUUUCGGAUGGGACACAGGAGUGCAAAGCCUGCCCUGCUGGGACUGAACCAGCUCUUGGGUUUGAGUACAAGUGGUGGAACAUCCUGCCAAGCAACAUGAAGACGUCUUGCUUUAAUGUUGGCAACUCAAAGUGCGAUGGGAUGAACGGUUGGGAGGUGGCUGGUGAUCACAUCCAGAGUGGGGCAGGAGGCUCUGACAAUGACUAUCUUAUCUUGAACCUGCACAUCCCGGGAUUUAAACCUCCGACAUCGGUGACAGGAGCAACUGGGUCAGAACUAGGACGGAUUACUUUUAUUUUUGAGACCAUCUGUUCGGCAGAUUGUGUGCUGUACUUUAUGGCGGAUGUUAAUCGAAAAAAUACCAAUGUGGUGGAAUCGUGGGAAAGAAGUAAAGAGAAACAAUCCUACACUCACAUCAUUUCCAAAAAUGCUUCCUUCACGUUCACCUGGGCCUUUCAGAGAAUAAAUGAGGGCCAAGAUAGCAGACAGUUCAUCAAUGACAUGGCCAAGAUCUACUCCAUCAUGGUGACCAACGCAGUGGAUGGAGUCGCCUCUUCUUGCCGGGCCUGUGCGCUGGGCUCGGAGCAGUCUGGCUCAUCCUGUGUGCCCUGCCCGGCGGGACACUACAUCGAGAAGGAGACCAGCCAGUGCAAGGAGUGUCCGGCCAACACCUUCCUGUCCAUCCACCAGGUCUACGGCAGGGAGGCCUGCAUCCCAUGCGGGCCUGGCAGCAAGAGCACCAAGGACCACUCUGCCUGCUUCAGUGACUGCCUGGUGUCGUACAUCAAGGAUAAUCAGAGCCUGAAUUACGAUUUUAGCAACCUCAGCCAGGUGGGCUCGUUGAUGAGCGGACCCAGCUUCACUUCCCGAGGGACCAAGUUCUUCCACUUCUUUAACAUCAGCCUGUGUGGGAAUGAGGGGAAGAAGAUGGCUAUUUGCACUGACAAUAUCACCGAUGUUACUCUGAAGGACAUGGUUGCAGAAUCAGAAGAUUUUUCCAAUUUUGUGGGAGCUUUUGUCUGUCAGUCCACCAUCAUCCCGUCAGACAGCAAGGGUUUCCGAACAGCCCUGGCUCUGCAGUCCAACAGCCUUGCUGACAGGUUCUUAGGAGCUACUGUUGAAACAAUGCUGGAAAAUAUCAGCAUCAAGGCAGAUGUGUUUCCUCCCUCUCCAAGCAAAAUACCCGAUGUGCAUUUCUUUUACAAGUCUUCAACAGUGACAACCUCCUGUGAAAAUGGCCGUGCAACUGUUGUGACAAUGAGGUGCAAUCCCAACAAACCAGACCAAGGAGAGCUUUCUGUGCCCAGCUUAUGCCCUGCGGGCACCUGCGAUGGAUGCACUUUCUACUUUGUAUGGGAAAGUGCAGAAGCUUGCCCUCUCUGCACGGAGCAAGACUACCAUGAGAUUGAGGGAGCCUGCAAAAAAGGAUUUCAGGAAACCUUGUAUGUAUGGAAUGAACCAAAGCAUUGCAUUAAAGGGGUUCCCUUGCCAGAAAAAAGGACCAGCACUUGUGAAACAGUGGAUUUUUGGCUAAAAGUUGGAGCUGGUGUUGGUGCUUUCACAGCUGUUCUACUCAUAGCCUUGACCUGCUAUUUUUGGAAGAAGAACCAGAAACUGGAGUAUAAAUAUUCCAAAUUAGUGAUGACAACGAACUCAAAAGAGUGUGAGCUGCCAGCUGCUGACAGCUGUGCUAUAAUGGAAGGAGAAGAUAAUGAAGAAGAAAUAGUAUAUUCAAAUAAGCAGUCACUGCUGGGGAAGCUCAAGUCCUUGGCAACGAAGGAGAAGGAAGAUCAUUUUGAAUCUGUUCAGCUGAAAUCUUCAAGAGCCCAGAAUAUAUGAAGAAUUAAUGCUGCCUUCAAAGAAACAAACCUAAUUUCUAUUUUUACAGGACCAUAUUUUAAACAUAUUCUGGCACACAUUGUAGUGGUGAUCUUGGUGAGAAAUGCUUGGCCAUUUAGGAGGAAAGAAGACAGGGAGCAAACCAGAAAAUUGGAUUGCCUUACCAUGUGAUUGAGUACCUUGCCAAAAAAGAAAGCAGACGCUUGGAUUCCAUACUGGGAAUGAAAUUCAACUCAGGAAGAGAUAUACAUACUGCAAAUAACAUGAAUUUUUUGGAUUCACCUGGGCAUCGCUCAGGCAUGCCAUAUGAUUUAUAGGUACCUUUCAUUUCCUAUCACUCCUUCUACACUUAUUCAUAAGAAAUGAUUUUCAGAGAGGCCUGAAACCUCCUGCAAAAGUUGUGUAUUGUCCGUUAGUAGCAUAACUGAGUCUCUCUUAAAAUCAGAAUUGUGAAUGGUACUCGAAAUGAGCCUCAGGUGAGUUUUGAUCUUUGGAAAAUACUUUUGAUUUUAGUGCUUUGAAGGGCUGGAUGGUCUGUGUUGGCUUCUAACACAAGAGGCAUGGUGUUGCACCUGCAAGUUGAACCUGUUCUGAUGCCUAAGUCAUGGCCAUCAGGGCUGGGGUAAAAGCUGGUGCUAUUCAGUUUAAAUGUGUUAACUGCUGUUGUAUGAAUUGUAGGUCUGGGCCC
Molecule: messenger RNA, 3586 nt
Organism: Haliaeetus leucocephalus (bald eagle)
Lineage: Eukaryota; Metazoa; Chordata; Aves; Accipitriformes; Accipitridae
Gene: ELAPOR2
Product: KIAA1324-like ortholog
Exons: 21
Coding region: 151-2898 (915 amino acids)
Biological process (GO): positive regulation of BMP signaling pathway
Source: RefSeq, a predicted model, not a curated record